UUUAUGAAAUAGUUAUUGAACACUAAUACUCUUGAAUUCAUUUUUUAUUUAAUGUUCACCCCACAUGGUUUAACAGUGGCAACAUUUUGAGUGAGGGGUGUCAGGGUGUUAUUAUUUAACUACCUAAGUAUGUAUAUUUAUAUUAUAAGUGCACUACUUACAACUUACAACUUUGAAAUUUUUGAAUUCAACAAAAUAUAUACGUUUAUUUGAUAUUAUAAUCUAACUAUAACCCUUGAGCCAUCAUGUAUGUGCUAAAUGCAAGUAUAUAAAAUAAGUAAACUAUUAUGAUAAAGAAAAAUUUGCUUUUUUUAAUAAUGGCUAAAAACUAAAAAUACUCAAAUUAGGCCCCUGUUGUUCGAUAAAAGUCUUUUAUGAAUUUGAGUUUAUGACAUUGUAUACCUUGUAAAAAACUAAUUCAGGAAAUGUUUCAAACUUGUGAUUUUAGAGUGUUUCACCACAUUGGUUGAAACCUACUUUUAUAAAUUUUUUACCAAUUUUUCUGAUUUCCUGACUUUCAAUUUUUAUGUAUUUUAAAAAUUGUUGUUACAGGUGUAUUGAACGAAAGACACUACAUUAGUAGAAUACACGUUUUAGAACUAAAGAUAAAAACUUUAUAUGAACAAAACGAGUCACUUAAAGAUCAUUAUAGACAACAAUAUGUGAGAGUAAUGAGUAGGUGUUUGUACGAUAAUAAGAAGGCUGAUGCGAAAAUCAAAGCAUUACAAAAAACUACCGAACCAUUUAAAAAUGAGAUAGCUAAUAGAGAUGCAAUGAUUUCAAUGCAAGACAAGCAACUUCGACUACAAAGUACAAUUAUCAAUAACAAUGAUAAAAAUGAACUUGGAACACAAUCCAGUAUUUUUGGCAAAAAAGUUAAUGAUUUACAAAAUAUAAUACAUGCAAAUAAAAAAGAAUCUAUUGUAUCAAGACAAAAGAUAGAACAAUUAGAGGCAACUAUUAUAAAAUUAAGACACAGAAAUGAAAAUUUAGAAAGAAGUAUAGAUAAUGUCGUAAUUAUAAAUAAAUCAAUUGUAGAAUGCAAAUAUGAACAACCAAAGUCAAUUUCUAUCAAAGAAUCAUUGCAGAAACAAAUCUAUAGAUUACAAGAUCAGAUCAAUGACGAAAAAUCAAAGAACUCUAAUCUUUUCACUCAAAUAAAAAAUCUUAAAAAUCUAAAAGAAAUUGAUCAUAGAACUAAUUUAAAGAAUCUAAACGAUGCACUAAGUGAAAUCCGGAGACUGAAAAAUUUAAAUAAAGACUUAACGUUAAAAAACAAUGGUUUGGAGAAAUAUAAGGACGAAAAUAACUUAUUAAAAUCUAAAACGAAAGAUGAUGAAAACAGACUGACAUACAUGCAAAAUACAUUGACAAACUUGAAGAAUAAAACAUCUUGCCGUACUUUAGGCACACGAGUGCUAGAUAUGGUAUACCCUGAAAUAAAGAAGAACAAAGUAACAAAUGAUCAGUUAGUUAAAACUAUAAUAGAAUGUCGUACCAAAUUGAAUGAAUCGAACCUGGCAAAGAAACAAAAGUUUAAAGUUAGUAAGAUUUGAUCAAAGUCCAGUAAAAACACCCGUAUCAUUUACGACGAUUCGAUGUUUGGUAGUACAAAAAAAUGACUGCAUGUAGUUGCACUGGCAGUAAAAUAGUUUUUAAAUAUUUUUAAAUAUUUUUAAAAAUUUUAGGAAAUAGUGAUAUUUUAUC
This is a messenger RNA of Myzus persicae (green peach aphid), 1707 nucleotides long. RefSeq lists its product as uncharacterized. Bases 672 to 1556 code for a protein of 294 amino acids. The transcript has 8 exons. NCBI's taxonomy places the organism in Eukaryota, Metazoa, Arthropoda, Insecta, Hemiptera, Aphididae. The record is from RefSeq and is a predicted model, not a curated record.